This is a messenger RNA of Hippoglossus stenolepis (Pacific halibut), 3450 nucleotides long. RefSeq names its product Rho guanine nucleotide exchange factor (GEF) 39 (gene arhgef39). Gene Ontology annotation, biological process: positive regulation of cell migration. Gene Ontology annotation, molecular function: guanyl-nucleotide exchange factor activity. The record is from RefSeq and is a predicted model, not a curated record. The transcript has 12 exons. Bases 103 to 1368 code for a protein of 421 amino acids. Gene Ontology annotation, cellular component: plasma membrane. NCBI's taxonomy places the organism in Eukaryota, Metazoa, Chordata, Actinopteri, Pleuronectiformes, Pleuronectidae.
UCAAAAAAUCGGAGACGUUACCUGGAGGAGGAGCAGCUGAUCGCCUCAACACAGGAUACAGAAACCACACGAAGACUCCUCAUUGUCCUCGUCACCGUGACCAUGAGUGCCCUAACUGGUCAAUGCAGCACUAUCCAGGAGCAGAGGGACCGCUGGGAGAGGAAACGCAGCCGAACAGCCAAAGAGUUGGUGAAGACGGAACAGUUUUACUGCGAACAGUUGAAGCUGGUCACCACUUACUUUGUGGAGAUCCUGAAGGCCAAAGGAACCCUGGGGCCGGACAUUAGAGAAAACAUCUUCAGUUCAAUUAAAGAAAUUCAUUCCGUAAACCAAUCACUAUUGGUCCAUGUGGAGAACAGCUACUUUGGCCGAGGUUUCGACCAGUUCUGUCCACAUCUGCAGCACUACAACACGUAUGUGGACAACAUCUAUAAUGCCAGCAAAGUGCUCGGGAUCACGCUGAAGAAAAACAAGGCGUUCAGACGUUUCAAGAAACUGCAGGAAUCCCGAGCAGAGUUCAAGGACCACAAGUUGGAGGAUUUACUGCAACUUCCCGUUCAGCGGAUUGAUCAGUAUAUGCAUUUCUUACAAGACCUGACUGCCAACACCACUCCAGACAACCCGGAGUUUGAGCAGCUUUCAAGGGCGGUGACUGCGGUGAGCGAAGUGUCCCAGCGCAUCCAGAACAAUACCAGGCGCCAUGAGAACCACCUGCAGCUUUGCCGUGUGCAGAAACUGCUGAAAGGACGGAGUACAAAGGUGCUGGCUGCAGGGAGGUGGUACAUCCGCGAGGGCUGGCUGAACAUGGUUCCUCCGAAAGGUAAAGAGGCCAAGCCCAAGAUGUUCUUCCUGUUCUCCGACAUGCUGCUGCAGGCCAAGCGCUGCAGUCCCCUGGAUCCCACCAAUGGAGACAAGUUCACCGGCCAGCACAUGUUCCCCCUGAAGGCCUGCGCUGUGGAGAAGGUGUUUGGACACACCAAGAGCAAAGGAGGCCUGCUCAGCUUAACCUUCCCCAAAGCCAAACUCCUGCUGAUGUCCAGCAACCAGGAGGAUCUGAAUGACUGGUACCAAAGCCUGAGCUCAGCAAUCAGGAAGCUGCAGUCGAAAGAGACCGUGGUCUAUCAAAGAGCUGAGCCGCCGCCGCGCCAGAGAGCCCUGCACGCCGCCGACAGCCACAACACACCGAGCAGCAGCAGCAGCAGCAGCAGCAACCCUGUCAGGAAGAGAAACAUGGAGACCAGUGAGGACAGGGAACGCGCUCAGAAGCCUCCAGUUGAGUGGGAGGGCAGCGCCCCCAAGAGGAUGAAGCAGUCUGAUGCUCCAGGGCAGAGUGUGGAGGUGUCCACCUCUGGCUGUGUGAUCCUCUGAUGGACCGACUGGUCUUCAGCGUCUCGGUGGAUCCAGGACGGUUCAGUCUGAGAGUUUCGUUUCAGACUGACGUCUGUGUUCCACUCUGCAACGCGACGCUCAUGCUACUGUUCGUCUGAGCUGCUCACGGCCUCUUUUUUUAUUCCUUCACUGUUCUAACAUGAGGUCUGGAGAAGUCUGGCUUGUUACUAACAGCAGCUUCAGCCUCUGCUCAUCCUGUGCAAUAUAACGUAUCAUCGAUGUGCUGCUUGAAAACCAAAUAUCUGAUGAAUGUUCACCACUUCUGUCCUUAUUCAUAGUCUGUGCCUAAAUGUACAUCUUCCGCUUGUCUUUUUAUUUCAGUCGGGAUUUUAUAUUACAUUUACCGGCCGACUGUAGACACAAGAAAUGACAAAAAUACAAAUAGCAGAGAUCUGAAUAGCCGCUAAAGAAACUAUAAAUACAUGAGGAAAGUCACUUUAUAACAUGUGGACCAUCACUGCUUUGAAACAAGCGUGGCUGUGAUCUUCACCUGCGCUCACUUUCACUGACUUGAAACAUGAAGCUGCCACUGAGCUGUUUUCAUCACCUUUACAAGCAAUGAAGCAGCCAUGUGGAAUUCUCUGUAAUCCAAAGUGUGAGUAGUGAUUAUGGAUGGAAAUACAAAAAUGACCAUAAACAUUAUGAAAUGAUUAAUCAUAUUAAUAGAGAGUAAAAUAUAAAAUCUAUAAACCAAAAAUUGUAAUGAUAAACAAACACACAGAAACAUUUUAAUAUUGAACUUUAUCACAAAAAUAGUUUCUUUCCCAAUGCCCCUUUUUCUAAAGACAAAAACACACUCGUACUCAUUAAUCUUUCUAUAGCUGUGAGGACACUGUGACAGAAUGCAUUCCAUCGCUCUCACCUUAACCAUCACUUCUAAACGCUAAAGACUCAAACUGAUCCACAUCCUAAAUUAAACAUAAUUCUUACUCUAACAUUAAAUUGUCCUCAUCAUGGGAAAAUGUCCUUAUCACACCAGAAUGUUUGCCCAAUGAUGGUUUUAAACCAACAUUUGUCCUCAGAACCAUAGAAAUACAUGAACGCACACACACACACACACACACACACACACACACACACACACACACACACACACACACCACACACACACACACACACACACACACACACACACACACACACACACACACACACACACACACACACACCUUCCAAAGAAAAAUGCUGUUUAGAAAUAACCGUUUAAAAUUUAUUUUUAAAUUACGAUGUCUAUCAUUAAACUAAAUUCCAAUGUAACAAUGAAAUAAGACUCCAUAAAAAUGAAGAAAUAAUAUUACACAGUCAUUUUCUGUUUCAUUACACAGUUUAAUUAUUUAGCCAUUUAUUGGUGCAUUUUACUAUAUUUAAUAAUAUGAUUAUUUGUUUCAUAAUGUUUUAUUUAUUGAGUAACUAACAAUUAUUAUGACUAGGUAUUUAUUUUUGUUCAUCUUCUGCAUGCCAUCAUUUAAUCCCACUGAACAUGAAUAUAUGAAUUAUCACGUUAUUGAUCACAGCCACAGAACGAGCCCUGACGUCAUAUCACUGCUCUGACAUUUUUAUAGAAAUGUAUGAUUCGAUUGUUUUGUUGCCAAAUACACACCCGGUAUUCAUAGCUUUGACAUGGGAGACAUACAGUGGGGACGUCUGUCUUUUCAUACUUGAUGUUCAAUAAGUGCAUUUAAUCAUGUGCACUGUAUUUUAGAAAUGACAUCAUGUGUUUAUGGGGGUUUCAGUGAAAUGUGAACAACCAGGCAUGAAAACCUGGUCGUUCACUGCUGAUUAUCUAAAUACCUUUUUUAUUUUUACAUUAUCACCAUUAUAUCCUUUAUGCUACAUUAUAUUAUAUCCUUAAUGAGCCAAUCAACAAAUAUAUUCUUCUUUUCUAUAUGAUAGAUUUUACUAACUCUGUUUUAUGUAUUUAAAAGUUGUGUGGGUAUUUUACAGUUUAUUUUUAUUAUAUUAUUCUUCGUGUUUUUUAAUGAUUCUGUGUAAAGCUGCUUGCAAAUCAUACAAAGGAAUGGAAUUGAUGGCAACUUUGCAAUAAAACUCUAAAAAGCAGUC